AUGACCGAUAUUUUAACUAAGAUUCACGAUGACAUCUUAAAUGAUAAUGCUUCUACUAAAAUCCCUGAAUCAACUUAUGAUAAAAUCAUUAAAGAAACUUAUGAAGCAAUUGAAGUUGAUUAUGUGGAAUUUGACCCUGAAAAGCAUUUACAAUAUUAUACUGAUCCAAUGUUGAAGCACAAAUUUGAAAAAACUAGAAGAUUGACCUUGGAAGAAUUAGGUUUAAGUUCUCCAGAACAAAUUAGUCACAUUGGUGUUAGUGACCCCUUCCCUUUAUUUACAGCUGAAGCUAUUCAAAUUAUGAAACAAGAAAUCUUGAAAAAAGAAACUUUCUUGAAAUAUGCUAGAUAUACUUAUAAUUCUUCAGGUAAGGAUGUUUGUAUUAGAGGGCAUUCUAAAGAUAAUGCAUUCACACACGCCGCUUGGACUCAUCCAAAAACUAUGGAAUUGGUUAGUCUCAUGGCCGGUAUUGAUUUAGAAGUUGUGUUUGAUUAUGAAAUUGCUCAUACUAAUGUGUCUAUGAAAGAAAAGGAUCAAGUUGAAAAGGAAUUAGAAAACUAUAAACCAAAAAGUAUUGAAGAAGAUUGUGCUGUUGGUUGGCAUUUUGACAGUUACCCAUUCGUUUGUGUUUUAAUGUUAAGUGAUACUACUAAUAUGAUUGGAGGUGAAACUAGUUUAAGAAUGGGCAAAGGUAAUGAAGGUAAGAUUGUUGCUGUUCCAGGUCCAGUUUCCGGAAGUGCUUGUGUCUUACAAGGAAGAUUAGUCGAACAUAUUGCUCCAAACCCGGUUGGUGUUAAUGAACGUAUAACAAUGGUUACAAGUUAUAGAGCUAAAAAUCCUAAAAAACCUGAUACUUCGGUUUUAAGCACUGUUAAACCAGAAUUAAACUUUGGUUCAAGAUAUACUGAUUUCUACAAGGAUUGGGUCAAUUAUAGAAGUGAUUUAGUUAUUGAAAACUUGAACUUAAUCAAAAAGGAAAUGAAUGAAAACUUUGAUAAGCAAAAAAUUAUGGAUGAAUUAAAAGCUUUGGAGAGUUAUAUUGGUAAAACUUACAAAGAAAUGAGUGUUAGUAAAGAAGAAUGGGAAGGGAUCAAAGAAAAUUAUAAAAGGUUCAUUUAA
Yamadazyma jaroonii is the source of this 1119-nucleotide messenger RNA. NCBI's taxonomy places the organism in Eukaryota, Fungi, Ascomycota, Pichiomycetes, Serinales, Debaryomycetaceae. The record is from the annotation of a GenBank genome assembly.